AUGGCAGCAUCUGGACCCUUCCCACUGCUGGUGGAGGGGUCUUGGGGCCCCGACCUUCCGAAGACCUUAAUCAACAAGUUGCAAACAUACUUUCAGAGCCGGAAGAAGUCAGGUGGAGGGGAGUGUGAGGUCGUCCUGCAGCCUGGGAGCCCUGCCAGCUUUCUGGUGCUCUUCUCUCCAGAGGACGUUAGGCAGAAUGUUCUGGAGAAAGACAAUCAUGAGUUAGUGUGGCCAGGAAAAGGGACAUUCAAGUUAACUGUCCGGUUGCCCAAAGACCCAGAUGAAGCCUCAGUCUCUAAGGAGGCAGUUCCAGAAAAGGAAUCGAAGACUAAAAAAGGUACUGCAGGAAAAGAUGAUUUGGAUACAACACAUUCUCCCAGCAACAGAUCAGAAAAAAAGGAAGAUGUCUCCAAAGAAUGUGAAACUGUUCCCUCCAUGGUGGCAUUUGAAAACUUGCCUGAGAAAGUGACUGACAUAGUGCUGACCUUCCUGGUGGAGAAUAUAAGCGGCUUCCCCAGUACCGACUUUAAGGUGGAAGUGAUCCGAGAUUUUGGCGUUGCCGUGGUUACCUUUCAGAAGCCUAUAGAUACCAAAAAAUUUAUUAUUGAUUGUAUGGGUCACCAUUGGAACCAACAGCUGCAGCUUGCCCCGAGACUUCUGGAAACAACCAAUGUAGUUAGGGUGGAAAACCUGCCUCCUGGGAUAGAUGAAUACCAGCUGCAGCUCUACUUUGAAAACCCUUUCAACGGGGGUGGAAGAGUCACCCAGGUUGAGUGUUUCCCAGAAGACAGCUCGGCGCUGGUUGAGUUUUCAGACUGCAAAGUGUUAGACACCAUUCUGGCCAAGAAGCACAGUUUCAACAGGAUGCCACUGUCUGUCUUCCCCUAUUAUCCUUCUCUGGGCACAGCCUUGUAUGGCGAGGAGAAGCCACUGGUCAAGCUUCCAGCAUCUUUCCAAGAGUCACUGGGCCUUCCUUUGUGGAAGUUCUUUCAAAAACAUAACCAUCUGAUUGAGGAGAUAAAUGACAAAAUGAGACGCUGUCACUGUGAGCUAACAUGGUCUGACAUCAACGGCACAGUGACCGUCAGACCUGCUGCCACUUUAGUCAGUCACAGACCAAGCAUCAAGACCUGGCAGAGAGACGCCUCCAAGGUGCUGUCUGACAUCAAGGCUAAGUACGAAGUUAAGGUGUUUGAAGUGUAUCCGCCAGUGUGGGACAUCAUACAGCAUGAGGUAGGAGAUGACAGGGUUCUCAUUGAGUUUGAUAAGGAGAGUCUCACCUUAGCCGGGAAAUCAGAAGAUGUCCAAGACAUCGGCCAGAAAAUCAAGGAGUUAAUAGACAGCACCACGGAGAAGGUCCGAAAGGAGGAGCAGAGUCUGAAGGAGAACGUGGCCAUUUCUCCGGGGAAACAUUUUCUUUUGCAUCAGAGUGGUUUCCUGGAUGAUCUAAGGAAAGAGAACCCAGAGAUGGAGAUUCAUUACGAUGCUGCCACUCAGCACCUGUGCUUUAAGGGAUUCCGUGCAGAUGUGUAUAAAGUAAAGUGUGACAUCAAGGAAAAGGUGUAUUCCAUGGCUCAGAAAGACGUCCCGAUUCCUUCUGAAGUCUUCAUGUUUCUGCAGCAAGUAGACAGUCAGGAAUUCUCCAAGACUCUUUUUGAGGCACAGAAAAUUCUUGCCAAGUAUGAACUGAAUGGUACAGCGCUUCUUUUGAUGGCCUGUUCUUUCAGAGCCCUGGCAGAAGCAGAGAAGGAAAUGCUUGAUGCUUUGAGUUAUAAAAUCAUUGAUGUUGAAGACAAGGAAGUUUUUAGAGGCAAUGCGUGGAAAAAGAAAAUUCACUCUCUGCAAAAGAGACACUCCUCCAGAGCAAGCAUUACGAUAAAGGAUGACUUAACUUCAGAAACCCCAGCUGAGGUCAUCAUUGCAGGCUGUGUGAAACAAGUAAAUGAAAUCUAUGGACAACUUUUUGAGUUCUUGGAAAACACCAUGAAAAUUGAAAGACUGGUUAAAAUUGAAUCGGUCCUGAUUUUUGAGUAUUUAAGGUCAGACAGGAAGCUAUUCUGGCCAAAGAUAAAAAAGGCCAAUGUGCAGGCACGUUUUAAGCUAGAAGACGAACCAAAAGGCAUUUUACUAACUGGCUCCAAGAGUAAAGUUCUAGAGUGCAUGAACAUGGUCAGGCAAAUCAGGGAUUCAGUCUGCAUUAAAAGGUUCCAGAUUGAUAAGCCUGGUGCUAGGCACUUCUUCCAGGACAAAGCAUCCUAUUACAAAAGCGAGGUCAAACGCCGGUAUGGAUGCAUCAUUGAGCUCCAGGAGGGAGCAGAGAAGGACAAAGGCAGCCUUAACGAGCAGAAGUGCCUCUUACAGAAGGACAUAGCCCCUGGAGUCACGCUGAUUGUACAGCAGGGAGACCUGGCUCAGUUUCCUGCCGAUGUGGUCGUGAAUGCAGCAAACGAGCAUCUGAAACACGUUGAUGGUCUGGCCCUCGCUCUUUCAAAUGCAGCUGGCCCUGAACUUCAAGCAGAAUGUGACAAAAUAGUGAGAAAUGGUGGCAUGGUCAAAACUGGCAAUGCCGUUAUCUCAAAAGCAGGCAAGCUCCCUUGCCGUCAUGUCAUCCACGCAGUAGGGCCUCGGUGGGAUGGAAAUAAGGUCCAGGAGUGCGUGAGCCUGUUAAAGAGAGCUGUGGAACAAAGUCUCACCUUAGCUGAGGAGGUCAAGUGUCAAUCCAUAGCCAUGCCAGCUAUCAGCUCUGGAAUCUUUGGCUUUCCCUUAGACCAGUGUGUGGCCACCAUUGUUUCUGCCAUCAAAGACAACUUCCAAAACAAGCCAGACAGGCACAUCUUGAAAAAGAUUUAUCUGGUGGACAUAUCUGCAAAGGUUGCUGGGGCCUUUGCUGAAGCUGUAGAAACUACAUAUAAAGCCACUCCCUCCCACAUAGCUUCCCCUUCUUGUUUACAAGCAUUGGAAUUAGUGGUACCUGGGGAAACACUGCAGACACAGGAAUAUGUGCUGGUGUCUCCAGAAGGCCUUAAAAUCCGGCUGGUGGUAGAAGGUGUGCAGAAUGUCAAGGCAUUUUCAGAUGAAUUUGACAAAAGGAGUCAUGGAAAUCCAAGUGACACCCAAGGGUUUUAUGGGAGGCUCUCCAGCCCUACGUUAGGAGUGCAUGAAAUGAAUAUUGGCCCAAUCCUCUUCCAAGUGGCCAUGGGGGACAUCACCAAAGAAGUGGCAGAUGUGAUUGCCAAUUCAACAUCAAACACGUUUACUCUCAAAUCAGGAGUCUCCAAAGCAAUUUUGGAAGCUGCAGGACCAAAUGUGGAGAAGGAAUUUUCUGUCUUGGCUCAGCAGAACAGUGAGUACAUAGUUACUGAAGGUGGAUCACUGAGAUGCAAGAGUAUUAUUCAUGUUGUUGGUGGGAAUGACGUGAAGAGAUCAGUUUCCUGUGUUUUGGAAGAAUGUGAACAACGGAACUACUCAUCCAUUUGCCUACCAGCCAUUGGCACAGGAAGUGCUCAACAGGACCCAGAUGCAGUUGCUAGAGCCAUAAUGGAUGCCAUUGAAGAAUUUAUCCAGAAAACAUCAGUGCGGGCUGUGAAGAAAGUCAAAGUUGUUAUCUCCCAGUCUCAUAUCCUGAGUGUUUUUUAUGACAACAUGAAAGACAGAGAAGGCUCCCCAGCUUCUCCCCAGACGUCUCUACUGUCUAGGAUCUCCUCCUUUUUAGGCUUUCCAAAGCACACUUCACGCAAACAGAAGACCUUGUUUUUGGAGAAGAAAACAGAGCAGACAGUUUUCCAAGUAUGUGGCAAAGAUGAAGACAGUGUGGAACACACGAUCUCCUGGAUACAGAAUCUGAUCGCCCAGGAGCAGCUACUCUAUCGCAGUGACGAUGAGUGUGUCAGAGACUUUGGAGAGAAGGAGUACAAGAAGCUGAAUGAGCUGCAGGAGAGGCUGAACAUCGUCAUUGAGCUGGACCAGAAGGCGCCUUUGAUUAAAGUUGCAGGAAUCAGCAGAGAUGUGAUAGGAGCUAGAGAUGAGAUUGAAAACUUGAUCAAGAGCAUCCGAUUGGCUAAAGAGAAGGAAAGCCAGGCAGACUAUGUCCUCACAUUCGUGGAAUGGCGAUAUAUUGUCAACAACAUCACACACUGUUUCGACAAAAUAGCUACCAUGCAGUUGGAGGAUGCACAGCAGGCAAAUCACAAGAGCACUGUUGUCAAAAUUAAUAAUCAGGACUUCACAGUGAACUUGAGGACAAACACGGCCACAGGCCCUCAAGGACAAAGUGUCACAGUUCAGCGCAUCUUAAAAGAUGAAACUAAGAAGAGAGUUCUGAAAAAGAGAGACCAUGAAAUGGUGAUUGAUGCCAAACCUGAGGCCAUUUUCCUGGAAACCACAAAAAAGCCAGUGGAGGGCCAGAGACCCAGACCUUCAUCUUUGACACAGUCUCUGGAUGAAGCAUCAUCUGAUGAAGAGCUUGGUUAUAAUUCUGAUGACACUAUUGUCCAUAUGCCUCCAGAGAAAAAGCAGUAUGUCUUCAAAAGAAUGGGACUGUCCCUAUUGUCUGGAGAGAGAAUAAAUGUGGAUCACGAGACACCCAUGGAUAUCGACAGGAAUGACGCAAAUGCAGCUUCACCUCCUCUCAGAGGCUCUGCUGACAGCUCUGGGGCCUUGAAGGGGAAUGAUAAUGAAGAUUCCUGUGCCAUCUGCAUGGAUACCAUUAUCAACAAGCGUGUGCUCCCUAAGUGCAAGCAUGAAUUCUGCUCCUCUUGUAUCACCAAGGCCUUGUCAAUCAAGCCUGUCUGUCCUCUGUGUCAGAUGUCCUACGGUAUCCAGAAAGGGAACCAGCCAAAAGGAACCAUGACUUUUACCACUUCAAGACAGUCACUACCGGGUUAUGAAGACUGUGGCUCAAUUGAGAUUCACUACAUUAUAGAAAGUGGCAUCCAAACAGAUGAGCACCCAAACCCAGGAAAGCCUUAUAGUGGAACACGACGAACUGCAUACUUGCCUGAUAAUCAGGAGGGAAGACACGUCUUGGAUCUACUCAGAGAAGCCUUUAUCAAAGGGCUGAUUUUCACAAUACGAGACUCUCGAGUACCAGGAAUGUCUGAUGUCGUUACAUGGAAUGGCAUCAGUCAUAAAACAUCCACGUUUGGAGCACCAGGAAAUUCUGGCUACCCCGAUCCUCAUUACCUGGCAUGCGUCAAGGAGGAGCUGAAAGCAAAAGGAAUUGAAUUAGGAAAGCACUGGGAAGACGUCUGUCCACUUUCAAGAGAAAUUUGUUUGGAGGCCGCAGUAGGAUAGGCCUCAAUCUUUGUGCAGAAUAAACUUUGUAACAGUUUUCAUGUUAAGUAGAUGUAGUUUCUAAUAAAAGCAGAAGUCUGCUUGCCGGUCAUUUCUAGAGUGUUUCUCGUUCUUGGAAGGCAAAAUAUGAAGGGCAUGUGCUGGGGAGAUCAUAACGUGAGAACACAUGAGCUCAGACCCGCAGCACCAUUGUAAGAGUUGGUGCGAUGACAUA
Messenger RNA from Microtus oregoni (creeping vole), 5506 nucleotides. RefSeq names its product protein mono-ADP-ribosyltransferase PARP14-like. Gene Ontology annotation, biological process: negative regulation of gene expression. The transcript is spliced from 16 exons. Gene Ontology annotation, cellular component: cytoplasm; nucleus. The coding region runs from base 1 to 5292 and encodes 1763 amino acids. NCBI's taxonomy places the organism in Eukaryota, Metazoa, Chordata, Mammalia, Rodentia, Cricetidae. Gene Ontology annotation, molecular function: transcription corepressor activity. The record is from RefSeq and is a predicted model, not a curated record.